GACAUAUUUUAAUCUGACAGAUUCAGCGACUCAAAUGGGUUAAUCCAUGGAGUGAUGCAAGUGAGACAGUUCAUUUCCACUGCAGGAUGAAGAGCUUCAAAUGGAAUAGUCCCCUGCUGGGACUGGUGAUACAACACAUUGUGUUUUUUACCGUCAGUGAAUGUGCUGGCCAUCACCACACAUUUGAUGAUGUAAGGUUUCUAAACCAAAUAGAGGAAGUGGAAUCCAGCUCUGUGCAAGUUCUCUACUCAUGCUCUGAGUCAUCUGUAGUCCACGUGGAGGCCCUUGCAUCGUUUGACACCGGAGACACUUCAACGAUCUUCAGGCGCCACUGGACCUGCCACCCAGGGUCCUCAAGGGUCAGGACAGUUGCCCUGACCCUGCCUGAUUGGCUUGUAUACCAAGCGGACUGGAAGAUCCAGCCCUCGGCCUGGGUCCUGACCGCUAUGCUGCGUGUCUGGGUCAGUGGGGCUGGAAGUCUGGCCGACUACAUGUCUGCCUCUGCGCGUGCAAUGAUGCUGCUGGAUGUCAGGGAGCCCUUCAGCAGGCCAGUGAAGCAGCAUCAGCUGUGCCUGAGCUGGGGCAUGGAGGUGAAGUGGGGAGCGCUGAAAGACAAGAUCCCACAAUGUCCUCAGGAGCAAGAGGUAGCUGUGUUUCUGUCAACGCUGUAUGCCUCCACUGGGGAGAAAUUUGGUAUUGUAAGGACUAUUCAGCCAUUCACCAAUGAGGCUCUGGAGAGUUUGCGACUCAAGGCUAUUCCUUAUCCCUGGUGUGCUUUCUCCAUCUGGGUAUACCUGCGCCAUCCCUGUCGCCAGCAGUUGUGUGGGGUGCUGCACCACAUCGACUCAAAGAGGACUUAUGCUUCUCCCUCGUUGUUCCUGAAGAACUCUGGCCACUUGCACAUCCAGAUGCAUGGGACAUCAGGGCUAUCCUCAGCUGUCCUCUCCGCGUUCGCUGUGCCUAUCAGGCAGUGGUGCCACCUCAACGUGGUGCUGGAUGGAUGGAUGGUCAGGAUAACCAUGACAUGCAGAGAUGGACAGCACUAUGUUGUGCACAGCUCGAAUCAUGUAUUUGACAUAGCCUUUCAUCUGGAUGACACAGAUGGCUACUUUGCUGUUGGGGGAGGUGAAUUUGUUCAUGGUAUUGAAGGAUACUAUGGACCUGUCAUUUAUUACAGAAACAGGAUGCUUCCCCAAAGUGAGUCUGAAGGCCACAUGCCACCUUCUAUAACACUUAUGACAGAAUGGGACCAAUCCUGUCAUAACUUUGAGUUUGAUGUCAGGAUGAAAAUUGCUCAAUAUUUACAAAGAGCGAAAGAAAAUGGACACUCAGAUGUCUGUGUUGAUGCGUACAGCCAGUGGCAAUCCAAAGACAAGCUCCACAUCACAGCACCACAGUGUGAGGCAUGGGAAGCGCCAAGUUCACCCCAGAGGCGAAGUGUCUUUCUGAUUGCAGAAAAAAUGACAACCAAAUAUGGUCCAUUGGUUAAGUCAGUUACCAUCGGCAAGGCUCUGUACUCCCUGGCCCUUCAUAAACUGACCCAGGCCGUGGAUACGAGAGUCAUCAGUAAGGUGAUGCCACUCUUACUGCAGGCCGGCUGCCUUGGGGACCAGCGUGCCCUCUACCUCUCCUCGGUCCUGUACAGCAGCAGUGUUGGGGUCAAGGCACGUCCUGAGAGGGCAUGGCUGCUGGCUCUGCUGGCUGCCCAGCAGGACUGGAGACUGGCGCUGCUUCGCCUCGGGCACCUGCACCACGUAGGUGACCAGAACGUCCCUCCUGACCCUGACCUGGCUUACGCCUACUAUGCCAACAUCGCUAAACAGACAUCUGCUGACCGCCAGAACUUCACCUCACAGCAGUCUUUUGUAGAGGCCAUAUAUCUGAACAAUGAGGAAGCACUGAAGGCACAGACCAAUGAGAACCAUGACCUCUUCCACUGGUUAAAGCUCCAAGCACGGAAUGGAGUGGCAGGGGCAGAGCAAGCGAUGGGCCGGAUGCUGUUCUGGGGCCAGCAGGGUGUCUCUUCAGACAUCCAGACUGCUGUGAGGCACUAUCAGAGAGGCGCCAUUAGGCUGGAGGACCCUGUGUCCAUGUACGACUAUGCCACUGUCCUGCUCAUGGGCCGUGGUGUUGAACGAGACAUCCCAAAAGCUGUCAUGUUUCUUAAGAAAGCCAUAGAGAAAGGCUCUGUUCCUGCGAUGAACGCUCUGGCCUGGUACUAUGAGCAACACGAAAGGGACUAUGAGCGCGCUGUGCAGCUGUGGGAAGAGGCUGAUGCCCUGGGAAGCCCAGACGCCGCCAUGAACCUGGGGGUCAUGCAUUCCCAAGGCUUCUAUCCAGGAAAGCCAGCCGACCAGGUCAUGGCAUAUCACUACUUCCUGAAGUCUGCGCAAAGGGGCCAUGUUGAUGGGGCCAUCACGGUGGCUGAGCUGUGGCAUAAGGGGAUCCCAAGUCACAUAAGCAGGCGUCCUAAUCACGCUGUUCUAUGGGCAAAAUGGGCAUCUGAACAGAAUGGUUACCUUGGAAGAGUGUUACGGAAAGGCCUUGAUGCAUAUUUGAAAGCGGAAUGGUUGAUGGCUCUCAUACAUUACUUGAUGGCAGCUGAAUCAGGAUUUGCUUCUGCCCAGUUCAAUAUGGCCUACUUAUGUGAACAAAACCCUGGAGGUGUUUUGACACAGGCCUUCGUGAAACAGUGCAUGUUAAGAUACUACAAUCUCACCAUUCAGAGUGAAUAUCCAGAUGCAUACGCUUUGAUCAAAAUGGGAGACUUGCUAUCUGCCAGUAACACAACUGAUAAGAAAGCCGUGACCAAAGCUGCCGAGAUGUACAAGCGGGCCAUUCUCAGAGGAGAACCUCAGGGAUGGUACAGUCUAGGUGUGCUUGUCCAGGAGGGGGAGACAUUACCAGUGUCUUUGCUGGUGGAAUUGAACUUGUUGCAGCCAUACCUAACAGAUAAACAACACCUUCUCACAACACUGUACCGUAGAUGUAUAGAUUCAAAUGCCACAGAUGCAUACAUACCUUGCAGUCUUGCUCUGUUCAAUGUAAAUCUACACUCAUUUUGGGAGACCAAUAUUGUUCUCAAGGCGUCAAGUACUUUUGCUGUAACAGCUGCCACCAUAGUGAUGGCCUUUGUAAUAUCCAACAUCUUCAGAAGAUACGUCAUGGACACUGGUCAGAUCACAUGACCACCAACCAGUCAGGGGCAGGUAUCACACAUUCUGUUAAUAGCACUCAGUGCGUUCUCAGUGUGCCAUACUUAGGACUCACUAAUAACUAUACAAUAAAUUAUUUUAGCCAUUUAA
Molecule: messenger RNA, 3305 nt
Organism: Sardina pilchardus (European sardine)
Lineage: Eukaryota; Metazoa; Chordata; Actinopteri; Clupeiformes; Clupeidae
Product: protein sel-1 homolog 3
Exons: 23
Coding region: 87-3188 (1033 amino acids)
Molecular function (GO): protein binding
Source: RefSeq, a predicted model, not a curated record